Messenger RNA from Carcharodon carcharias (great white shark), 6648 nucleotides. Its product is annotated as SH3 domain and tetratricopeptide repeat-containing protein 2-like. The transcript has 19 exons. Gene Ontology annotation, biological process: regulation of ERBB signaling pathway; regulation of intracellular protein transport. NCBI's taxonomy places the organism in Eukaryota, Metazoa, Chordata, Chondrichthyes, Lamniformes, Lamnidae. Gene Ontology annotation, molecular function: protein binding. Gene Ontology annotation, cellular component: recycling endosome. The record is from RefSeq and is a predicted model, not a curated record. The coding region runs from base 252 to 4613 and encodes 1453 amino acids.
AAUGUUGGAAUAUAAGACAGGUGAAAAACUGCCUGUGUAUCUUUAAAAUAUAUCAGGAAUUUACUUACCCACUCAUAGCUUAAAGACAAAAUUUAGAAUUCUCCAAGUUUCACUCAAUGAAGAGGUGAUUUAUAAAUCAAAUCCUGGUAAUCACCUAUGUUAAAAUAGCCACAUAAGUACUAUCAAGGGAGUAAAGUGCUUCAAUACCUGCAUGUUUUUCACUGUAAAUGACCAAAUAUUAGGUACCACUAAUGCAGAAAAUAGAAAGCCAACCAUCUCGUGGGCUCAAAACUGUUUGUGUUGCAACUAAAAACCAGUGCAAGUCAGAUGUUGUGGAAUCAGCUAAAGAGGAAGAGAGAACAAAGGGCCACAACAAUGGCUUGGAACUGCUACCAGGAACUGCAAAAUACACAGAUCCGCUCAGUGACAGAGUGCUGAACUGUAACAUACAACCAAAUUGUAGUAAAUCAGAGGAGAAGAUUGGGUUUGAAGCUGGCACAACCAGACUUGGUGGGGAUGAGGAAAGUAGUGCAAGCACAGCUGCUGCAGUAGCUCCAGGGAAACAAUCUCCUUUUGUAUCUCUUAACUCUUCGGGUUACUCGUCCGAUCUGCAGAGGCAGUCUCUUGAAUCAGAUGCAGAAUCUACCCAUGGAGAUAAAAUGGCAAUAGGUAAAUGGGAGCAUCAGUCUGAAUCGCAAUCUUUGGAUCUGAACACAGACUGUGAAGAACAUUCUCUGGGAUCAACUGUGGAACUAGAAUUCCCCAAAGGUGUGACAUUAUCAUAUUGUGUUACCAGACAAAAAUCUGGAGUUCUUGAUCACAAGCUUCAGGAGAAUGCAAGGAGGAGGUUGUGCAUUCUAGAAGGGGAAAACAAAUACAUUGUAGCAUUGUUUAAUGAAUUGUCAGCAAGACUGAUGUCCAUUCAUGCAGAAAAGGAUCUCUUUGUUCUCACCUUUAAAACUGUUGAGGAAAUCUGGAAAUUUACAACUUACCUUUCCCUAGGGUUCAUUGGGCGAUGUUUGGAGAACUUGUUGUUAGAUCAACAUUUCUGGUUGAAUGUUUCUCUUGUGGAGGAUGUGAAGAUUCAAGUUGAAGUGAAUGAUGCUGAUUUGUCAAUGAUGUAUCUGGAUCUUCUGUUACAGGAAGGGCCCUUCUUCACCAGAACCUUAUCUAACAUACAGAAGAAUGAAAAGGAAGAUGUGAGCAUCUGCAAGGAUGAUCUCAUUAUGAUCAAGGAUAUUGGGAAUAAUUUCAAAUGGGAAGCAACUUCACUUUCGACCAAUGAAAAGGGUCUCCUUCCAGUAUCUGCUCCACAGACUGUUCUCUACCCAUUUUACCAGUGGUUCCUUAAGAUCAGAGCAGGAAACUUUAGUGGAUAUAAGGAAACCAACCAGCACCACUUUCCCCGUUCUGUCGAGCAAAAUGGUGAAAAGCACCAUGAAGUUAGCCCGGAUUGGGGUGGGUCAGCCUGGCUGAGACGCACCAGUCCUGUGGAACAGAUGGCCAUGGAGGAUGCCAGGGUGCCUGAACAGCUGUCUCAUGGUGAUGGUGAAGUUCCGUUAGCAGGUACUGGUACCUGUGUUGCAACUAUGGAUUACAAAGAGGGUGAGGUGGAUGAAUUACGUUUCAAUGAAGGAGAAAAGAUUCAGAUAAUUGGCCUCCUUCUUUCUAACCUGCAGUGGGUUUUGGGAAAGUCUUUAUCUACUGGAGAAAUUGGGUUUGUCCAAAUAAGGCACGUGCAGCCUGACCAAUUCAAAGCGCUGGAAGCCCAUCUCCUGUUCUUAAGUGAGGAAGAAAAAUCAUCUCUGAUUAUGCUCAAAAAACCUGAUGAACAGCAUUGCAUCAAUCUCCUGAACAAGCUCUGCCAAACUGACAUCAGUACUGUUUAUCGUUUAGAUAAGUGCACAUGGCCAGAGGUAAUAUCAGAAAGUGAACAAGGAGAAUUCCUUUGUUCAACAUUUGAAAACGACCUCCCUUCUGGCCUAACUGGACUAGCUUGUGAAGCGAACAUUCCUGAGACUAACUCUUCUAAAUCGAAGGAAUUUGUCCCUGAAGCAGAUCAACCUGAUGAACAAAAGUUUUAUGUAGACCUUAGUCUUGGAGACCUGGAUGAUCCUGAAGUUUUUGACUCUGUACUAUUAUUCCUAAACCAAGAGGAAUAUGUCGCACAUUUCAAACAUUUCUAUGAUUUGUCCUUUUCCUUCAUAGGGUCUAUUUUAUAUGGGGUAACUGAAGAAAGAGAAGUGUUACAAUAUUUGGAAAUGGCAAGGGAGAUGGCCAAAAGAUACAACAAGCUCUGGGCUUAUUCCAGAAUCUGUUUCCUUUUAGGAAGACUUUGUGCUAAAAGGCUCAGGUUCUCCCAGGCUAGAGUUUACUUUGAAGAAGCAAUGACUCUAGUGCAAGGGACAUUUUCUGAUCUGUACCUGUUGACUGCUUUAUAUGUAAACCUGGCUUCUGUGUACUUGAAGCUAAAAAUGAAAGAGAAAUCUCAUACUCUUGUGGAAAAGGCUGCAACUCUUCUCCUGUGCAUCCCAUGCCAUGUGUUCAGUUCAGAGAAUGAGUUGGAGAUACUUAACAUUAUACUUAAAAAAGCAAUGAUCAUUGAUGAUUACCUCCUGGAGGCACGUGUCUGUUUUCUGAUAUCAAAACUUUUUCUAGAAAUUGGAAAGUAUGAAGAAACUUUGCCAUUUGCUGAACACCUGCAGUUUCUUUCAAAUAAUUUCAGUUCACAAAGUAAAAUAGCUCCAGUGGAUGUGCAUUUGAUUUUAAGCUCAAUAUACAAUAAGAAAUGCUUACCUGGGCUUGCACUGGCAGCACUAAGACUUGCUCAGCCUGGCUCAAGCAGCACAUUGUUUGAUUCUUUGCAGAAAGCUGAUUUUAUCAUUGCAAUAAUCUCUAAGUUUAACACUCAAAGAAUUUGUAAUGGUGAAAUUCCUACACAAGCUGCAUUUUACCUUCAAGAGGCUUCAGAUCUUUCAACUAGCACAGGCAAUAUAUACAUCCAGAGGGACUUGUAUUUUGCCUUGGCCAAUUUAUACCGGCAAUAUGAGUCAUAUGAAAGGGCAAUUGAUUACAUGACAAAGUCGGCAGAAAAAGCAAAACACAUCAGUGAUGGGGGAGCUUUCAGAAGCUCUCUUUUUCUUGCUUGGUUGUACAUUUUAAAUCAUCAGCCCACUGUGGCAUCAGGAAUAUUAAAUUCUCUUCUGGAAUCAUCACUUGAGACAUGUGGUCCUGUACAGCGGGGCGUUGUUCAAAACAUGCUGGCAAUAUCUCUAAGAAAGAAAACCAGACUGAAGGAAGCUCUGAAGAACUGCCUGUGUGCAAUAAUGACUGCAGAAGAGACUGGCGUAAAACAUAACCAAGCUAUUGCCCAUGCUAACUUUGGGUCUCUGACUCUGAGCUGUAAAAUUCUAACACUGCCGGAACGCUACCUCAGGAAAUCUCUGAACCUAUAUUUAGAAAUGCAAGACUGCAGCUCAGAAUCAGGUUGUAUGCAAGUCCUCCUUUGUUUAGGACAAUACUACAUAGACAGAGGCUUGAUCGAAGAUGGGAGACUGACUUAUGAGCUAGCACUUCUUACUGCCAUGAAAACCAGUAGCAUUCAUUACCAGGUCCGGGCUGUUGAACGACUCUGCAGUUUUUAUGAGAAGGUUUUACAUGAUAGACAGCAAUGUAGUAUAUAUUAUGAGCACUGGCUAAUGCUUUCUCAAAAGUUAAAGAACAAGGAACAAGAGAUGAAAAUGUUGAACAUUCUAAGCCAUCUGCACCUGUCAUUUAACACAGAGAGUUCCUACAGAUUAUCAUUAGAUUAUACCAAACAGAGCCUGAAGAAUUUUAUUGAUCUAGGAAUGCAAAACAAGGAGGCAGAGGCUUGGCUGCUGGCUGGAAAAAUCUAUUACAUGAUGGAAAAAGAUGAGCUUGUUGAGCUAUACUUUCAGGCAGCUGUACAAACAGCUCAGAGAAUGGAGGAUUUGCAGUUUUCCAUGAAAAUCAAUGAAGCAGCAGGGGAUGUGUUUUACAAUGGACCUAGGGAGCGUGAGAAAGCACAAUCAUUUUAUAGGGAUGGGGCAGUACCUCUGGCUAGAAUGACAGGAGAUACCGAUGCAGAGCUUAGACUUCUAAAUAAAUUGACUGAGCUCAAUACCUCACUGAACCAUUUAGAACGAGCCCUAGAAUAUGCGAUUGCAGCUGUAAGACUCAGUGUAAACACUGGAAGCCAACUGAAGGAACAGGUUGCUUUUUAUCGACUAGCCACGGUGUACUACUUAUACCAACAAUAUGAGAUGGCUGAGAACUAUUACCUGAAGGCGUUAUCGCUCAGUUCCCACCGAUUGCAGUCUGCUAAAGAAGCCGUGUAUUACAUGAAGGUUUACUUCAGACUAGGUGACAUUACACUCCACAAACUCAAGGACGCACAUGAUGCUGCUGGCUACUUCCAUUUGGCUUUUGCUGCAGCUACUGAAUUAGGGAACAAGCAAGAUUUGUUUAACGUUUGCACUCGGCUUGCCAACAUUUACAAGAACUACAUUGUAAACGAAGAUCUGUGUUUGCAGUUUGUUCAGCAAGCAAAGGCUCUUAGCAUUGAGCUACACAGAUGUGAAAAAAGCCCAUGAACAGCUAAUGUGAAAUUAUAUAAAAUGUAAAAUGAACUCCUGCAACAUCUCCAUUACCACAGCUAAGUUGUUUGAAAGUAAUUGCCAAUGUCAUAUUGUAUCUAAAUACAUUUAUCUUUUUAUUACAUUCAAAAACCAAGGUGAAGGUCAAAGAUCCAUAUUACAGGACAUUACCAGGUUAAAAUCCUAAGGAUAGUAAACAAAACAAGUCAAUAAGUGGUAACUGAGUAAUGCCAACCUUGGAUUCUAAGAGUCAGUGGAUUAAGGAGAGGAAAUGAUAGAUAGGAAGAAGUAAGGAAUUCACAGUUUUGAGUUUAUGGGGAAUACUUAGACUGCACUGACAAAUUCUUUUGUUCUAUUCUGAUAACCAAAAUGAACAUCUGGUAGCAACAUGAUUAAUGUGUCUUCAAAGUGCUCUGUGAUAGUAAGAUAGCUAAAUGCUUACCAAAGCCAGACAGUUAGACAACAGGAUUGAUUGACCACAGCAUUUGGUAUCAGCAUUGGGAAAAAUUCUUGUAUUGCUCUACGCUCCAGUAUGUUUAGCUCAUCAUUAGCUGUAAAUUAUUCUGAAUAUCAGAGUAUUUAAGAUACAAAAAUUAUGAUUAUAUAGUGAGCCUGUAGAAUAACUAAGUCCCCCAUGCUAACAAUAGUAAAUUAUAUUGCUCGCCAGUUGCAUUAACAAAAAUUAUUGGUGCCAUUGUGUUUUUACAAUGCAUGUGAAAAUGCAUGUGAAAUUUAACAGCUUCUUUAUAAAGUAAGCUGGAGUUCAAAUAGUCUACUGUUAAAUCACAAAUUCUUUUAAAAAAAAUGUCAUUUUGAAAAAAAACAGUGCAAGGCAGAUUUGAAAUAAUAUAGUACCUAUACCUCAUUCCUGAUAAGGUGCUGUAUCUAAUCUGCCUUUCUUUCAUUUUUUCACCCAUUCAGAGACAACUGUAAGCAGAAAUGUUAAAAGAUAUAGCAAUUGCAAUGUUUUUUUUUAACGGUAAAGACUAUUGAAAAGUGAAUUAUGAAGAUUUAACAUAAGUUAACAUUUUAACCAAAUUCUUAUUAUGGUACUUAAUUUGUCUCAUCAACCAACACUUGUACCUACAGAAUCCACAGGCAGGUACUUUUUCUUGUUUGUUAUUGUCAACAUCAAGUGAUCUGUAUAAGUUUGAGUGUUAAACAUGAAAGUUCAAUUUGCAAAGAAAUUAAGAUAAUGUGAACAGUGUAGCAUUUUAUUAUGUUUGAAAUGCAGUAUGUUGAAUUUAUCAUUACCUAACAGUAAUGUGAACAAGUAUUUUUAUAUUUAAGUAUUUUAUCUAACAAAAUUGAAGCUUCCUUUUAUAUUUUUAUAUUAUAAAAUGGGCUAAAUAUUGGAAUAUUAUUUUUUAUUGAUAACACUAUCAUGGCAAAACACAAUAAUAUCAUGUCAUUUUCAUAAUACCAGAUAUAGAUCCAUAUAUUUCUUUCAAUGUUAACCAAUAAAAUUGAACAAUGUUCUAUAAGGCCGUAGACCUAUGUUUGUCUCUAAUUUUCAUGAAAGGUUUCUUUUGGUUGCAUGACAAAUAUUAUCUUACACCAGUAACUGUACAGCCACUCAGCAAGGCAAACCAGUAUUACACUGGCCAGGGUAGCUCUCAGGUUGAGGUCAGCAAGAAAGAAACAUUUUUCAUGGACAGAACUUUGUGUUCACAGUGUGGCUGAUUUUAAAAUUCUAAGAGAACUUGCUGCUAACAUCAAGGUUAAAAGCUUUGUAAAGUUCGCAGAUCCAAUCGGUACUUGUAAUAUGUCACUUCAUAUAAGGUUGGAAUCAUCAUCCACCCAGACAGAAUAGAAAGCUGUGAAAGACUAUCUAAUAGGGCUGGCAUCAUAGCUGCUGUAGUGAAGUGGGAGGUCAAAUCAUUCCUGAGUUAUACUGUCUAUUUCACAUUUAUACACAGUUAAACCAACCUUGUGUUAAUCUCUAAAUGACAGAAUAAUGCUAUCUCAAUAUUUUUUUGAAGAGCUCCUAAUUCCUAUCAGGGAGUUCCAGCGACAUUUGUCUAAUUUAGUU